Messenger RNA from Arabidopsis arenosa, 2990 nucleotides. NCBI's taxonomy places the organism in Eukaryota, Viridiplantae, Streptophyta, Magnoliopsida, Brassicales, Brassicaceae. The record is from the annotation of a GenBank genome assembly.
GCAGUUUCAGUUGACCUUUGCUGUCAGUCCAUAUCAGUCAUCUAACGUGAGAAUACACGCUCCUAUCAAAGUAACUGGAUCUGUUAAGAAAGCUACACCGUUUCUCAUCAAGGCAUCUAAACUAUGGAUAUGUCCCUUACUGACUCUGAUUGGGAUAGCUCCAGCGACAGUGGUAGCAGCGAACACGAAGAAAUCGAGUUUUCCUAUGGUGGGCGGGCUCAGAACAUUUUCUCAAACCUUGAAGAGACCAUUGGCAAAAUCGAUGAGUUCUUGUCGUUUGAGAGGGGAUUUAUGUAUGGUGACAUUGUGCGGUCCACAACUGACCCAUCAGGACAGAGUGGCAGGGUUAUCAACAUAGACAUGUUUGUCAAUCUUGAGAGUACUCAUGGGAAGAUCGUAAAGGAAGUUGAUACCAAGAGGCUUCAAAAGUUGCGUUCUAUUUCACUCUGUGAUUAUGUGAUUAACGGACCUUGGCUUGGAAGGGUUGACAAAAUAGUUGAGCGUGUCUCUGUCACCCUUGACGAUGGGUCCAAUUAUGAGGUUCUUGUAGAUGGUCAAGAUAAACUUGUGGCCAUUCCUCCAAAUUUGCUCGAGGAUUCUCAAUAUUCUUAUUACCCAGGGCAAAGAGUUCAGGUAAAGCUGGCCCAUGCCCCCAGAUCAACUACAUGGUUAUGCGGGACCUGGAGGGAGAAUCAGGUUAUGGGAACUGUUUGCGCUGUAGAAGCAGGGCUUGUCUACGUCGAUUGGGUUGCCUCCAUCGUAAUGGGGGGUGAUCGGAAUCUAACUGCACCUCAAGCUUUACAGAAUCCUGAGAGUUUAACUUUGUUACCUUGUGUUUCUCAUGCAAGUUGGCAGCUUGGUGACUGGUGUAUACUCUCUGGCUCUUCCCACUGUGAUAUAGCAGAGCGACAAACUCCAAAUGUGGUUGCCUACAAUCUCAACGAAUGCCAUAAGGCAUUUCAAAAAGGGUUUAACAGAAAUAUGCAGAACUCUGUUUUGGAUGAGCUUUUUGUUAUUACAAAGACAAAGAUGAAGGUUGAUGUUAUGUGGCAAGAUGGUAGCUGCAGUCUGGGAGUUGAUUCCCAACAGCUGCUUCCUGUUGGUGCUGUUAAUGCUCAUGAUUUUUGGCCCGAACAGUUUGUUGUGGAAAAGGAAACCUGCAACAGCAAAAAAUGGGGAGUUGUGAAGGCUGUCAAUGGAAAGGAACAAACUGUGAAGGUACAAUGGACAACACAGGUUGAGAAAGAAGCAACAUGUUGUGUUGGUGAGGUGAUGGAGGAAAUUGUCAGUGCAUAUGAACUGCUUGAGCACCCUGAUUUUGGAUUCUGUUUCAGCGAUGUGGUGGUCAGGUUAUUUCCAGAAAGAAAAACUGAUCCAAAUGCAGACACAAUCGUCUCUACAGUGACGAAACAAAACCUACUUACAGAGAGUGACUACAGUGGCGCAUAUUGUUUGUCAAGUAUUGGUGUUGUUACAGGUUUUAAAAAUGGUGGCGUGGAGGUGAAAUGGGCCAAUGGUUCUACUAGUAAGGUUGCACCAUGUGAAAUUUGGAGGAUGGAAAGGUCUGAACUUUCCAACUCUAGCUCUAUAAGUUCGGAAGGCAGUGUUCAAGAUCUAAGUCAGAAGAUUAGUCAAUCGGAUGAAGCAUCUUCAAACCAUCAGGAAACGGGUCUGGUGAAGCUCUGCAGUGUUGAUGAAGGCUGCAACAAGAACAUUCCAGAAUGUAGUUCAUUUUUCCUUCCAAAAGCUGCCAUUGGAUUUAUCACAAACCUUGCAUCAAGCCUUUUCGGCUCUCAGGGUUCCACUUCGGUUGUAAAUUCACAUUCACGUUGCAAUGAUUCUGAAGAUCAAAGUGACUCUGAGAUCCUUGUUCAAGAAGCCGCAGAAUCAUAUGACAACUCUGAAUCAAAUUCAGGUGAAGUGGAUAUGACUCUGAUGGUCAACAUACCUAUAGAAGAAAAAGGAAUUAACAAGACACUGGAUUCAACUCUGCUAGAGAACAGCAGGAAACAAGUGGGAUUCAGACAGUUUGAUAUGGUUAAUGACUGCUCGGACCAUCAUUUCCUUUCUUCAGAUAAAGGGUUGGCACAAUCUCAGGUCACAAAGAGUUGGGUGAAGAAAGUCCAGCAAGAAUGGAGCAAUUUGGAGGCAAAUCUUCCGAACACCAUAUACGUGCGUGUGUAUGAGGAAAGGAUGGACCUUCUGCGUGCAGCCCUAGUUGGUGCCCCUGGAACGCCAUAUCACGAUGGGCUUUUCUUUUUCGACAUAAUGCUUCCACCUCAAUAUCCUCACGAGCCACCGAUGGUACAUUAUCAUUCAGGUGGGAUGCGACUGAAUCCGAACCUGUAUGAGUCAGGAAGAGUUUGCUUGAGUCUGCUUAAUACAUGGAAUGGGUCUGGCACUGAAGUAUGGAACGCAGGGAGCUCCUCCAUCCUUCAGGUUCUUCUUUCAUUUCAGGCUCUGGUUCUGAAUGAGAAGCCUUACUUCAACGAAGCUGGCUACGAUAAGCAGUUGGGCCGAGCCGAGGGAGAGAAAAACUCAGUGAGUUACAAUGAGAAUGCAUUCCUCAUCACCUGCAAAUCCAUGAUCUUGUUGCUUCGCAAGCCUCCAAAGCAUUUUGAGGUGCUUGUGAAGGACCACUUUACGCACCGAGCCCAGCAUGUUCUUGCUGCGUGCAAGGCUUAUAUGGAAGGUGUCCCUGUAGGAUCAUCAGCAAACCUGCCCGAGAACUCAACCACAAAUUCCACCGGUUUCAAGAUCAUGCUCUCCAAACUCUACCCAAAACUUCUUGAAGCAUUCUCCGAGAUUGGAGUUGAUUGCGGCCAAGGGAUUGGACCAGAAUCAUAAAGAUCGGUAAUGUUCUGAUGUCAUAACAUCUCCCUAACAUCCAAUAACUGCUGUAUAAUAUCGGUUUGCGAGGUCGGUAAUUCCCUCCCAAUGUAGAAUAUGUUUUGUACUUCAAUGCGUGAGAAUAAAACCACUGUAAAAUA